AUGUUACCACCACAGAGACCCUCACUAGAUUUGUCUUUACUUGCCCUUGCGAUUCGACCACCUCCACUGGCAGGAUUGGAAUGGUUCCGGGCCUCACUCAUCCGGGGCUCUCACCCUGAAGUCAAGCUCGGUAUCGGUGUCUCACUCAACUACCUGGCCACAGGUUUCGACAUCUCACACGACUUUGCUGCAUACGACUUCACCUUCUGCGUCUGGGUCAUCCCCAACUACUGCUCUUGGGACUUCGACCUCUGUUCCUCGGCCCGGAAGUUCAACCAGCAGUUCCCGAUCGGAAUCAACCUCACCAUCGAGCCCCGUUACACUUCAGUCUACUUCCACACCCACGCCUGCACAACCACAUCCUCCCCUGUGGCUAUCUCCACAACGACACCAGGGACGACUGCUGCCCUCUCUACAGUGACUACGAGCACAACUUCUGCUCUCACUCCGGUCACCACGAGCACGACCACACCCUCUACUGUGGACAUCCCAACGACGACACAAGGGACGAGCUCCACACUCACUCCAGAGAUCACGAGCACGACCACACCCUCCACUGUGGACAUCCCCACGACGACACAAGGGACGAGCUCUACACUCACUCCAGAGAUCACGAGCACGGCGUCCACUACCACUUCAUCGCCAGAAUGCUCAUUCGAGACUAUCACGACUACUCUGAAGAAGAGGGAUGUUCUAGAAGUGCGGACUGUGACAGUACCUGCUGCAGGCUGCUCAGUGACGAGCUCCACGACCUCUGACCCGGACAGCUUUUCCAGCACAACUCCAUCUACAGUAGGAAUAUCGACCACCACUCCGGGUUCAAGUUCCUCAGGAUCUACAACUUCAGCUUCAGGACCGUCUGUCGAAACAAGCACAACUGUUCCACCUGAUCCUGCCACUUCAACAAGCGUUACAACUUCGACCCCUGCAGGAGGUGACGGUCUGCCCAGUACCACGAGUCUGACUACCGUCGCUGUGACUGUGACCACCUCGGGGACUUCCUCGACUACUCUGACUGCAGAUACCUCAGCCCCCACGGCGGGUCAGCCCUUCUCCCUGAUAGUGAACAACGGUGGAACAGGCAAGCACAAGCGAGACAUCUUGGUGGUCGGUUACGUCAACGGAGCACUUGUGCUUGUUAGCUCCCCAGACGAUGCUGUGGCUUUCAUUCUGACAUCUGACGGCGUGCUGAUGAUUUUCGGCACUUCUUUGGUGGUUGGCUUCGGCGGUGGCUCCGGAACUUCAGCUCUGACCAUCUAUUCAUCGGUCUCGGCCAUGCCAACAACAAUUGUAUGGUCAGUCUCUGGCGGCGCUCUGAUCUUGCCGGGAGCUGGCUUUUGCGUUGGUGCCAACAAUGUCAUGUCGGUGACAGUCGGCUCUGCAACGGACAGCAGCUGUACUCCUGUCACUCCUGUGCCUGAUACCGACCCAGAUUCCUACAAUACUGAAGUCGCUAGCACUGUAACGCCAUCGCCACAAACCACAACUUCGAACACACCGGGGUUGAGCUCGACAACGGUUGACGCUACGACCACUACCGAUUCAUUGCCAUUGGCCACCACAACUGGUGUUACCAGCCCUACUUCUAGCCCUGAAAGCCCAACCUCGAGUCCUGUCAACCCUACUUCCAGCCCUGACAGUCCAACAUCGACCCCUGACAGUCCAACCUCGAGCCCUGUCAACCCUACUUCGACUCCUGAUAUCCCAACCUCGAGUUUUACCUCCGCGGUUUAUGUUUCGACUAGCAGCCCAACCUCAAGUCCUAGCAGUCCUGUGUCGAGUUCUACCACGGCGGUCUACGUUUCGACUAGCAGCUCAGUCGUUUUGGAUAGUACCACCUCUGAUAGUAGCCCAUCCACCACUACUACAACGACCACAUCCAAGAGCGAGGAGACGAGCGGACCGAAUUGCUCCAUUCUACCAUUGUCAGAUCAAACAGCACCGGAUGGCACCCAAUACACGCAAUUCUUCUACAGCUGCAAUGCUGCCAUUCCUACGACUCUGGGAGACAGUUACUCUUCGGCCACUUCAGGUGUCGAAGACUUUAGUACUGAUCCAACUGCCUUCUUGAGUCAGUGUGUGGCAACUGCUGAGCAACUGGGCGCUAGUGUAUGGACUUAUUAUCAGUCGUCGUCGGACUUCAAUUGGCAUUGUGGCUUUUGGAACGGUCUGGUGGCAGACGACGACAUUUUCGUGGACGACCCGACAGUGUUCACCAUGAAUGCUAUGACGGUGCUUGGAGCCGAUGGCAGUCCGAGCAGCACAACGACGUCCUCUAGCUCCACGACAACAUCCACGAUCUUCUUUACUGCGUCUUCCACCACGUCUGCGUCGCCAACGACGUCUACGAGUUUGACUUCAUCUACGUCUUCGAGCUUGUCUCCCACUACCGACUCGUCUACAUCCUCGAGCUUGUCUACAACUGCCGACGAGCCUACAUCUUCGAGCCUGUUUGUGCCUUCGGAUGCGUCUACAUCUUCUAGCCUAUCCUCGACUUCGAGCCUAGCUACGACUUCAAGCACUGCAACACCCACCUCGUUCGCAUCGCCAACUACGUCUAGCGUGACAAGCACAACAUCAUCUGCAAAUUGCGUGGCAACAUCAGCGUCAGUUGGUGAUGUUUUGAAUACGCCGAAUGGAAAUUCCUGGAUUGACUUCUUCUCCUCCGGAUGUGGAUUGUCCUUGGACUGGCAAACCUUGAACUUUAAUAAUCUUUAUGUUUAUCAGCGCUCUGAUUAUACUUUUGACGAGGCAUUGUUGGAUUGCGCGGAGGUCGCUGACAACGAUGGCUCCGCUGUCUUCGAGUUCGAGACUGAUACACGCAACAACGACCGAUGGGUGUGCUGGACUCUCAACGACAUUACCAAUGAUCCGUCACAAUUCCAACCUUAUCCUGGCAUUGCUGACGCGUACGGUUGGUAUUUGCCUAGCAGGCUGGUUUCGGUGACUACCACAACAUCAGCAUCAGCAUCAACCACGACCUCUGCUCCUAUAUCCACACUAUCGACUCUGAUUUUGACUUCUGCCUCCACUGCUACCACUACGGAUUCCGCUGUCGCACCCCCAACUACAUCAUCAAUUUUGACUACGACGUCCGACUCUGCUGGUACCACUACAACAUUUGGUUUGCCUCUUCCAACUACAGCGUCAACUCUGACCACAACAUCGGCUUCCACCGCUACUACAACUGCAUCAUCUACUUUAACGUCUUCCAGCUCUACUACUUCUGCAACCACGACUGGCGCACCGUCAAUUGAUAGCACGACGAGCACACCAUCGGUUGACAGCACGACGAGCACAUCUUCACUUGAUAGCACAACCAGCACACCAUCGAUCGAUAGCACGACGAGUACACCUUUAUUUGACAGCACGACGAGCACACCAUCGGUCGACAGCACGACGAGCAUCGCCACAACUUCUACGCCGGAAUCAUUCGUCGCAACUAGUACAACAUCGUUCGAAAGUACGACUAGCACAUCGUCACUUGAUAGCACCACCAGCACGUCAUCGUUUGAUAGCAGCACAACGAGCACAUCGUCACUUGACAGCACUACCAGCACAUCGUCACUUGAUAGCACCACCAGUACACUGUCGAUCGAUAGUACGACGAGCAUAGUCAGAACUUCCACGUCAGCACCGGUCACGACGAGCACCUCAUCGUUCGAUGGCAGCACCAGCACACCGUUAUUCGAUAGCAGCACGACGAGCACGUUCUCAAUUGAUAGCACCACUAGUACACCGCCAAUCGAUAGUACCACGAGCAUAGUCACAACUUCUACGUUAGUACCGGUCACGACGAGCACCUCAUCGUUCGAUGGCAGCACCAGCACACCGUCAGUCGAUAGCACGACGAGCAUAGUCACAACUUCUACAUCAGUAUCCGCCACAACGAGCAUCUUAUCGUUCGAUAGCACCACCAGCACGUCAUCGCUUGAUAGCCGUACGACGAGCACAUCGUCACUUGAUAGCACCACCAGCACACUAUCAUUCGAUAGCACCACCAGCACGUCGUCAUUUGAGAGCAGGACAACGAGCAUAACCACAACCUCUACGUCAGCUUUGGUCACGACGACGAGCAUCACAACAUUGGACGACACCACGACUUCUACGUCGGUCACCUCGACGGGCACAACAACAACUGACGGCACCACAACUUCUACGUCAGUAUUGAUAAGCACGACUGGCAUAACGACAACCACUGUUCCCAUAACCUCUACGUCAGCAUCGGUCACCACGACGGAGACAACGACAUCAACCUCAACAUUCUACCUCGCCGCUGAGACGGUAGUGACGACUCGCAAGGUCAAGCGAGAUACAGAAUAUCUUGCACUGAAUCCACAGACAGGAUUGAGCAGUCUCGUCGACUCUGAAGCCGAAGCAAGCACCUUCACUAUUGCCGAUGACGAUUCGUUGAUGGUGGUUGUGGAUGGCACGCCGGUCUGGGUUGGUCUGACAAUCGUUACGCCGACUCAACUCGUGAUGGAGACUGUGGCACCAAACCCUCCUGUCACUGCAUCAAUUGAUAGCAACGGUGUCUUGACGAUUUCAUCAGUAGCGGCUGAGUGUAUCUUGAAUGGCGGCCUGGUUGUUUCCAAGGAUGGCUCAAUUCCUGAUGGAUGCGUCCCAGUCACAUUGGUGGCAGUUUCUGGAAACGUGGCUAUCCCAGUCGGUUCAAGCACCACAGGCACGACUACAUCUUCCUCGCCAGUCCUUACUACUUCUAGCGCGACAGCGACGACGACAUCCAGCACUACUACUUCAAGCGCGACCACAACCUCAGCCACGUCAACAACUACAACGCCUGCGUGCACGCCUUCUCCGAUUGGAGAUGUCACCGCCUAUUAUAAUACAACCCAGAUUUUCCGCGACGUGUUUACAGGUUGUGGCGAAUCGUUGGAAGGAGCCACGGCAGGCGGUCUGGAGUAUCUUCCCAAGCAGUUCGCAGUCAGUUGGCAGGCGUCAGAAAAUUGGGAAGGCUGGACAUUCGAUAACGCCGUCAGCCGAUGUGUUCAGUACGCUGUCGACGAGGGUUCCACAGCAGUCGAAUUCUAUAUCGACGUAGAUCAGAACUGGUUCUGCGUUGGUGUCAACAAUGUGGCUUUCAACGAGUCGUCCUUCUACCCUGAUUCAACUGUGGUGAAUGUCUGGGGCUUCGUGUGGGAAAAUUCAUGCCAGAACACUCCGCUUGACGACAUCGUCGCUUCAGAUGGAACUGUCUUCUCUGAAUUUUACACCGGCUGCAGCGCGUCUUUCCAGGGCAACACACCUGGUGGUUUACAGUACCUUAACCGAGUCGUGUCCGUGGACUGGCUUGCCCCAGACUACUCCGGCUACACCUUCGAUGCUGCCGUCCAAAGUUGUGCUGACGACACCACUUCGCAAGGUGGCACCAUGUUCGAGUUCUACGUUGGUUCAGAUGAUUCGUGGAACUGUAUCGCGGUGAACGAUUUACCUGCCAAGUCUGAUAGUUUCUAUCCUGAUGCGACAGUUGGCCAGGUUUGGGGCUUCGCCAUCACAGAAUCAACGGCAGUCUGCGAACCUUCACAACUCGCCGGGUCAAUUCAGUUGGCCAACGGGACUACCUACGAUGAGUUCUAUGAUGGGUGCCAUGUGUCACUGGAGGGUGACGCGAAUGGUGGACCUGGCACAAUGAUAAAUGUGUUUGGCUUCAACAAUCCUCCUGGUGACGAUGGAAAUCAUGGAGGAUGGACCCUGGAGACUUCUCUACAGCAAUGUAUUACGGAUUCAGCGGCUGCUGGGGCAACACUGGUCGAAUUCUACGAGAAUUCCGACGAGGAACCUACGUGGUACUGCUUUGGCGUCGUCGACGUCCCGGCACAGGAGGAUUCGUUCUACGGGGAUGGCACUGUCAAUCGUUUGUGGGCUUUCAAGCUUGACGAGUCUACCUUGCCAACAACCAACUAG
Fonsecaea erecta is the source of this 5925-nucleotide messenger RNA. RefSeq lists its product as hypothetical. NCBI's taxonomy places the organism in Eukaryota, Fungi, Ascomycota, Eurotiomycetes, Chaetothyriales, Herpotrichiellaceae. The record is from RefSeq and is a predicted model, not a curated record. The transcript is spliced from 3 exons. Bases 1 to 5925 code for a protein of 1974 amino acids.